GUGGCGAGCGCGUGGUCGCAUCUCGUCCUGGAAAAGUUGCCGAAACGCGAACUUCGCGCAGUCCGGGAGUUGCUGCGGAAGUUUUGCCGCGGAAAUUCGGGUAUAAUAUUCGUGAACAUUUAAGAUCGUGGGACUUUUUUGCCGCUAAUGGUCGUUGAAUCAAGAAUUGCGAUGGCAUAGAUCACAAAUCAGACGUAGUCAAAACAUGCACCUUGGCAGUUAUCUGCCCGCUGGCUGUGCUUUUGGGUUCAUUUUCAUUCACGUCGCAACUUUCACGACAAUAUUGCCUUCCUGUCCACCCGAAUGCCUUUGUCUAUCGCAAACACAGGUUUUGUGUAACUCAGGCGGAUUGCGCGACAUCCCGCUGAAGCUGCUUCCAUCCACCGUGGAGCAUUUGUCGUUAACGAGAAAUCAUUUCCCAAUUAUUAAAAGCGACUCGUUCGCAGGGCUCAGGUACUUGCGGAAGCUUUCGUUGGACGGGAACAACAUAUCAAUUAUUAAGCCCUUCGCUUUCAGGGGCCUGCCACGUCUCCGCGAUCUGUCAAUUCAGCAGACUCCACUCGAAACCGUCGCUCAGUUCGCGUUCGCCGGAUUGCAGAACAUAACGUCGAUCUAUCUGAGCCACAACAAGAUCAGGAGGGUCGAGGGUUACGCGUUCGCCGGCACGACGAACCUCAGAUCUUUGGUGCUGACUAACAAUCCGAUUACGAAACUGGAUAGCAACGCGUUCAGCGGUUUAACAAACGUCGAGCGAAUAAGCUUCCCGUCAGGGAUAAGAGUGCUCGAGCCCGACUGCUUUAACGGAUUAGACACGGUAGGUUACAUCAAGCUGGCGUUCAUGGACCUGCCCGGCCUCAAGAGGGGUAUUUUCCGAGGCCUAACCAACAUCAACGUGUUAUCGAUUCAAGAAUCGGACCUCGGCAACAUCGACGGCGACGCCUUCGACGAAAUGACUUACGUCCGUACGUUAAACUUUUUAAAUAACAAAAUCGACUCGGUCCAGUGGCUGAAUUGGACUGUCGAGCAGCACAUCGGCCACGUAAAAUUCCAGGGUAACCAUAUAUUAGAGGUACCGAGACCGGAAACUCUUCUGGUUGAAGUCGAGAAACUAACUGUGAUAUCGAACCAUUUUCCGUGCGACUGCCAUAUCCAUUCCCUCCUGGACGGGCCGUUAGCGAAUGGCAGCAUGUUGGAGUUUAUAUCGAAAAAUUACUGUAUAUCGCCGUUAGAAGUAAACGGAAUGCCCAUGAGCAACAUCGAUAUAGAUUCCAUCGGUAGAUGCCAGGAGGAGGUGACCCGGGGGAAUCUCGAGGCGUCGAAAGACACUGCCGACGGAGCGUCAGCGCUCUAUUCCUGUUGGGCCUAUUUCGUGAUGUGCGCGGCGGAAGUUUUAUGGAUUACGUGAAGUUCAGAGUGACGGAGCGGGAGUUUAGGAACUGCUGACUAAAAAAAAUGUGAUAUUAAACUUGUAAAUAAGGACCGUUUUCGUUGUGAUCGUUUCGUAUAGCCGUUUCGCGUGUUGGACGGGCUUUUUAUUUAUUUUCAGGGCGUUAAUAUACAGGGUGUCUUUGUACGUUUGAUGGUUUUACAGGUGUCACAAACAGAAAUAUUGUAACUCUCUUGGAUUUUUAGAUAGAUAGAUUUUCAAAAUUUGACUUAUCGAAAAGGUAAAAUCCAAGAUAAAAGUUAAAAACUUGCAUGUUAAUGGACUUUCCGAUGAAAUAGAUUUUUUAUUAAUUACUUAAAAUUUUUAAAAAAUGACUUUCAUAAAGCUUGGCCAUGCUUAUUUGAGGUCAUAAGAUCCUUUAUUUAACGUAAUUCUUCAAAAGUAACCCGUUUUGUAAUUAAAUGUAUUAGUGCGAGGAAUAAGGUUUUUCGUUUAUUUUUGAACGAAAAAAGUAAUUUUGAUUUGCUCCUACCAAAGAAAUUAUGAAAUGUUUUGGUUGAUAAAAAUGUUUUAUAUUGAAUUUUGAGACAACCUGUAUUUGUAUCACUUAAUAAUACGACCCCAAUGUUGUAUUGUAUAAGGUUAGAUUAUUAAUGAUAAAUUACAUUGUUUUAAAUGGGACUCCGUAAUUUAUACUUAUUUUGAUAGUUCAGUUAAAAGUAACACAACUAACCAAAAUGGUUCCAAACAAAACUACUAACCAUCAAACUAAGCAACAAUAUACGACCUUGAUCCAUUCAAAUUGUCCAAAACUUUUAUACAAAACAUUUUAAUAAUAGUUGUUAAUAACCUAGGUUAGGAGCAAAAUUUUCAACCGUUUCGAAUACAUUUUGCUCCACGAAACAGCUAUACGGAUUAUAUACCAAACUGUAAAUAAAAAUCGUUUUCGAAAACUAGUUGUCAAUGGGUAAGCGCUUCAUCUGAGAUCGUUGAAUAUAUUUGUGUUUGUCCAUAUCAAAUAAAGUUGAUCUUUUAUUGUAUCAGCCUUUGAAGUGUUUUGCGGUACCUAUUUGGAUUCAGAAGAAAGGAAUUGAUAACAUACCUUGAAAUCGGUAGCUGACAUACAAAUAAACAGUGCGCGGUAAAUAUCUGUUCAUCAAAAACCUAUAUGUGCGUUAAUGAGCUAAGGAAAAACAUUAUACAACAAUAAUGCAAUGCAAUAAUAAACAGGAUUUUCCAUUUUAAAUGUAAAUUUACAAAUCUUCAUCGCGAAACGUCACCAGGAGGUAUCCAAAAGAUUUGUAAAUAA
Messenger RNA from Cylas formicarius (sweet potato weevil), 2696 nucleotides. RefSeq names its product chondroadherin-like. Gene Ontology annotation, molecular function: protein binding. The record is from RefSeq and is a predicted model, not a curated record. NCBI's taxonomy places the organism in Eukaryota, Metazoa, Arthropoda, Insecta, Coleoptera, Brentidae. The transcript has 5 exons. Bases 206 to 1405 code for a protein of 399 amino acids.